UUGCCUCAAAACGGGUGGACAAAAACACAAUGACAUAGCUAAAACCUCUGCCUCUGGUGUACACAGGCGCAGUUGUGUAUUCUGUAGCAUUACGUAUCUUAGCCGUUACACAUUUAAUUUUUAAAACCAGUUUAAUUAUGACGGACCCAAGAAUACGCCAGAUAAAAAUAAAGACGGGAGUCGUGAAACGACUGGCUAAGGAAGAGGUAUUAUACAUAAAAGAGGCAAAACAGCAAGAGGAGAAGAUUGAGCAGUUGAAAGCUGAAUCAGGAGAUGAGUAUGUAAUUAAAAAACAGAUAGAGGUGCUGCAGGAGUCUAAAAUGAUGAUUCCUGACUGUCAUCGCCGUUUAGCCAUGGCUCAUGCUGACCUACAGCAACUUCUGGAAAUGGAGGAGGAUCUGGCAGAGUCGGAGGAAUACAGGGAGGCUAGAAGCAUUUUAGACUCAGUUAAACUGGAUGGAUAAUGUACAAACACAUAGUCACCCAGUCAAAAGUGUCUUUUUUUUUUUUUUAUACCUUUUAAAAUAAAAGUUAACUACUAAACACAUCUGUUGUGUUCAAAUUUACACAAGCAUCAAAUAAACUUUCGAAUUACA
Messenger RNA from Trichomycterus rosablanca, 596 nucleotides. RefSeq names its product tubulin cofactor a (gene tbca). The coding region runs from base 138 to 464 and encodes 108 amino acids. Gene Ontology annotation, molecular function: beta-tubulin binding. Gene Ontology annotation, cellular component: cytosol; microtubule cytoskeleton. Lineage: Eukaryota; Metazoa; Chordata; Actinopteri; Siluriformes; Trichomycteridae. Gene Ontology annotation, biological process: tubulin complex assembly; post-chaperonin tubulin folding pathway. The record is from RefSeq and is a predicted model, not a curated record. The transcript has 4 exons.